AUGCAGCUACCCAAGACACAAAAGGCCGCUAUCAAGCAAGGCACCGGCGAUAAUUCCACCAUUACAAUCAAAGAGAUCCCUGUCCCAGAACCAGCGCCAGAUCAAAUCCUUAUCAAGAUCAACUACUCCGGCCUCUGCGCUUCGGACAAAUCCCUACUUCACGAUGAAUGGGAUUUCAAGAUGGCCGAAUGCACAAACGGUAUCGCAGGCCACGAAGGCGCCGGUACUGUCGUAGCCGUCGGCUCAAACGUGCAAGAUCUCUGGCAGAUCGGUAACCGUGCGGGCAUCAAGUGGAUCGCUUCUGUAUGCCGGAAGUGCGAGUUCUGCACUAAUGGCCAAGAUGAAUGUCACUGCCCGAAGCAGUUGAACAGUGGUUUUACCAUUGCGGGAACAUUCCAGGAGUACGCCUUGACAGAUGCGAGGUAUGCGACCAGGUUACCAGAUGGCGUUAAAGAUGAAGAAGCAGGCCCGAUCAUGUGUGGUGGUGUUACGGCGUAUGUGGCCUGCAAAAGGAGCAAGGUGCUUCCUGGGCAGUGGCUCGUCAUUCCUGGAGCUGGAGGUGGCCUCGGCCACUUCGGCGUCCAAUACGCCAAACACAUGGGAAUGCGCGUCAUCGCCAUUGACGGCGGUGACGCAAAACGCGAACUGUGCCUCUCUCUCGGCGCCGAGAAGUUUAUCGACUACACCACAUGCUCUGAUAUCGCAUCCGAAAUCAUGAAGAUCACCACCUACGGCGCUCACGGUGUCAUCGUCUUUUCCGCCACAAAAGCUGGAUACGAACAAGCGCCACAUCUGCUACGACCAAAUGGCACAAUGGUGUGUGUGGGUUUGCCAAAGGACAAUACGAUCAUCGCGGGUGCUAGUCCGAUUAUGAUGUGUAUGAAGAAGCUGAAUGUUGUGGGUAGUGUGGUGGGGACGUUGAAAGAUGUUGAGGAGGCGCUUGAUUUUACUUCGCGAGGCUUGGUACAUCCAAUUUUGACGCAUGGUGGAUUGGAGGAUAUUGAUCGGUUCUGUGCGGAUAUGAAUGCAGGGAAGCUUGCUGGACGGGCUGUGAUCAAGAUCGCUGCGUAG
Messenger RNA from Alternaria atra, 1071 nucleotides. RefSeq lists its product as uncharacterized. NCBI's taxonomy places the organism in Eukaryota, Fungi, Ascomycota, Dothideomycetes, Pleosporales, Pleosporaceae. The coding region runs from base 1 to 1071 and encodes 356 amino acids. The transcript is spliced from 3 exons. Gene Ontology annotation, molecular function: zinc ion binding; oxidoreductase activity. The record is from RefSeq and is a predicted model, not a curated record.